AUGCUUCACUGUAGGGAUGGUAUUGGCCUGGUGAUGAGCAGUGCCCGGUUUCCUCCAAACAUGAUGUCUGGCAUUGAGGACAAAAAGUUCAAUCUUUGUCUCAUCAGACUUGAGAAUUUAGUUACUCAUGAUCUGAGAGUUCUUCAGGUGCAUUUUGGCAAACUCCAGGGUGCUGGGUUCCCGUGCUCCAAUGGAAGUUGCGCGAUGAUGGGAUACUACGCAGACCUUUAUGUCAGAGACUCAAACACCAGCCAGAAGUUUUACCUGAACACUGGAUAUCCUAAGAACUUUUCUCGUUGGAGGUACCGUGUAUCUGUUACAAUUGCCGGCACAACAUUUGCUAUGGGCUCAUUCACCAUCUCUCUCUGUGGGAGUAAUGGAUGCAGUUGUCAGCAUAAGAUACAUAGUGGACUGAUUCACUCUGGCAUCUCAUACACGGCCUUCAUCGAUGUGGAGAAGGACAUCUAUCCAGUCAAGAAAGUGACCUUCGUCUGGCACAAACACAUGGUCUCCUUUUUUCAUCCAACGCUGACGGCUUCAUUUGUGUCAAUCCAGUAUGGACCCAAUGGCAGAAUAUACACCUUCUGCGGCAGUAACCCAAUAAAAGAAGACAUCAGGCAGACUCUGAAAGCUUGUUAGACAUCACUCCCUUAUAUAUAAU
Messenger RNA from Pseudophryne corroboree (corroboree frog), 661 nucleotides. RefSeq names its product pancreatic lipase-related protein 2-like. The coding region runs from base 1 to 639 and encodes 212 amino acids. The record is from RefSeq and is a predicted model, not a curated record. Gene Ontology annotation, molecular function: protein binding; lipase activity. The transcript is spliced from 5 exons. Lineage: Eukaryota; Metazoa; Chordata; Amphibia; Anura; Myobatrachidae.